Molecule: messenger RNA, 2013 nt
Organism: Diospyros lotus (date-plum)
Lineage: Eukaryota; Viridiplantae; Streptophyta; Magnoliopsida; Ericales; Ebenaceae
Product: sodium/hydrogen exchanger 1-like
Exons: 14
Coding region: 183-1793 (536 amino acids)
Biological process (GO): sodium ion transport; proton transmembrane transport; regulation of pH
Cellular component (GO): membrane
Molecular function (GO): sodium:proton antiporter activity
Source: RefSeq, a predicted model, not a curated record
GUCUGGAAUCACCUAACCGUCAAUCCGCAGGUCUUGCGAUAAUUAUAAUAAUUAUUGGCUUCAUCGCCGUCUUGUCCCACUGAUGAAACCGUUUCCUCCUCAUCAGUUUGACUCUGAGCCCAUCUCUCUAGAGUCUAUACCCAAUUGUGAAUGCCAAAAGCAAGAGAAAGCAGGCACCCAAAAUGGCCGUCUCUUGGGCUCGGUCAUUUCUCCUGUCACUACCCGUUUCAUCCUCGCUUAGCAGCUCCGUCAUCGCAAUCACUGUGUUCAUGACGCUCCUCUGUGCUUGCAUUGUGAUCGGUCACCUCGUCGAGGAGAACCGCUGGGCUAAUGAAUCAAUCACUGCGCUUCUUCUGGGUUUGGCUUCUGGGGCAGUGGUGUUGUUGGUCAGUAAAGGCCGCAGCUCCAGCAUACUGGUCUUCAGCGAGGAACUCUUCUUCAUUUACUUGCUGCCCCCAAUCAUUUUCAAUGCUGGUUUCCAGGUCAAGAAAAAACACUUCUUCCAGAAUUUCUCAAUAAUAUUAAUGUUUGGAAUAUGUGGCACAAUAAUAUCAUUCUGUCUCAUAUCAGGAGGGGCAUUUCUGUUAUUCAAAAGGAUUGGUAUCACAUCCUUGGGAACUCAAGAUUACUUAGCUAUUGGUGCCAUACUGUCAGCUACAGAUUCAGUUUGUACAUUGCAGGUCCUCAGUCAAGACGACACACCCUUCCUGUACAGUGUAGUCUUUGGGGAAGGAGUAGUGAAUGAUGCUACCUCUAUUGUGCUUUUCAAUGCAGUCCAGUCACUUGACUUAAGCGACAUUGAUGCCUUGACAGCCUUAAAGUUGUUGGGAACUUUCCUGUAUCUCUUCUUGACUAGUACUGUUCUUGGAGUAGCUGCAGGGCUUUUAAGUGCUUAUGGCAUAAAGACACUCUACUUUGCAAGACAUUCCACAGAUCGUGAAGUUGCAAUCAUGAUGCUUCUUGCCUAUUUGUCCUACGUGUUGGCUGAGCUGCUAUCUCUUAGUGGGAUUUUGACAGUUUUCUUUUGUGGCAUUGUCAUGUCACACUACACAUGGCAUAAUGUUACUGAAAGCUCACGGGUAACAACCAAGCAUGGAUUUGCAACAAUCUCGUUCAUUGCAGAAACAUUUAUAUUCUUGUAUGUGGGUAUGGAUGCAUUAGACAUUGACAAAUGGAAGCAAAGCAAUGCAAGUGCAGGAACUGUAAUUUCCGUUAGCUCUACUUUCCUUGCACUAGUCCUGGUUGGGAGGGCAGCAUUUGUUUACCCGCUUGCUAAUCUUUACAGUUGGAUUCAAAGGAGAGAGAGUGAUAAAAUUGCUUUUAAGAAACAGUUUAUCAUGUGGUGGGCAGGACUAAUGAGAGGCGCAGUUACUAUAGCAUUAUCUUACAAUCAGUUCUCAUCGUCCGAAGGGUCAUCCUCCCACGUGCAUUCACUCAUGAUCGCAAGUACCAUUAUCAUUGUUCUUUUUAGCACAGUGGUUUUUGGUUCAGUAACAAAGCCUCUAAUUGCAGCAGUGCUGUUAAAGCAUCCACAGCCAGCGGUUUCAGAUUCUAGCCUAGAAGAUUUGAGGCUUUUGUUCCUAGAAAAUGGACCGCCAAGUGGUAGUGGUAGUGGUAGCAAUCAACCAACUCGUAAGACUAGUCUGAGGCUGCUAAUAUCGAACCCCAGUUCUACAGUUCACUACUUCUGGAGGAAAUUUGAUGACCGAUUUAUGAGACCAGUUUUCGGUGGAAGGGGCUUCGUUCCAUUUGUUCCCGGUUCUCCAAGUAGUGUAGCAGAUGGACCUACUUGAGUCUGGAGGCCAAUCGCAUGUUCUAUUAAUCUUCUCCCCGAGAAAAAAAGUAGAAUUACAAGGAUGCUAUUGAUGGAGUUGUAAUCUAGGAGUCAAUCAUAAGAGUUAAGAGUUGUGAGUUGGUUGCGUUUCUUAUAAAUGUCGAACAUAUUUUUAUUAAUAAUUUUUUUUUUAAUAUUUAAUAAUAUGUUCAUUUUAAUGUUUUUUUAUCUAGAUGAAA